CUUAACGCGCGAAGCGAGUUAAUGAGAGGUUAUCUCAGGUCAGACUAGCUGGACAACAACAUAGCCCGCCAGCGGUACGUAACAGGUGUUUUACAAGGAAGGAGCCUGGUCAGGCGAAUUCCUUUGCCCUGGCGGAGAUAUGUUGCGAUGCCAAAUAUGGUAUUUUGUCGGACUUCACGAGGAGGCGUGGCCAAAAAAUGUUGCGUUGCGAAUUUUGGUAUUUUCGGACAUUACAAGGAGGCGUGGCUAAAAAUGCUACGUCGCGUUAGCUGACGUGGUAAUUUCGGGAGGGGGCAAAAGCCAAUUUCUAACAAGUUAGCAUUCUUCUUCGUGGAGUCGAUUUGAAAGCAUCUUCCAUCUCAAUUCACCUGUCUUGUGCAACAUACUUCCUGUAUUUUUGUUAUAUUUCGUUGAACUCUUUAGUUGUGAUCCUUCUAAUUGUCUUUCUUACCCAUUCAUAUAUCUUAAAGAACGCUUCGCAGUUGAGAAUUUAUUCUUUUAUCUAGGAACAUACCUGUAUAUUUGUGUUAUAUCCGUUUGUUGGACUUUUGAGCUGUUAGGAGUCACAGUUUGCUCUAAGGACUUUUCAAUUUCGCCACCCCUGCAUUAUUCAAUCAUGCCCAAGGUUAAGCCAGGCAAAAAGUUAAGUCAGAGGAAGUCUACUCGUCGUUCGGUCCGAGAUGCCGCCAGCCAGCCUUCUCCUGUCGACCUCGAGACAGACGUCGGCCAAGUUUUUACUUCUACGCAGAGCCCAGCUGCUGGAAGUUCGGCGUCGACAACCAACGAUGGACAGGUUUCGCAGGUUAGCACCAGGCGCAGAUCUGGCUGGCAGCAAGCUUCCCGCCCAUCUUUGGAGCAGCUUCAUAUAGAGAGAGAGCAUCUGUUGUUUUCUUCGCGGGCGCCCGGCACUCAUCAUACUUAUAGGAACGCUUGGUCUGUGUUUAAGCAGUUUCGGCUGCAAUAUCAUUAUGAUAUAAGUAUACGUCCUGACGUUGAGCAGGUCGCUCAAUUUAUUGCUUAUCUCUCCUGGAAUGGGUAUGCGGGGGCAACAAUAAGUACAUAUAUAUCAGGCCUGGCUUUUACGAUGCAAACAUUGGGUUGGCCUGAUGUGACUGACGCGUUUGUAAUCCGGCGGCUGGUAGACGGGUGCAGGCGGAAAAAUGCUCGCCGUGAUACCCGGUGUCCCAUAACCCUGCCUAUUCUCAAAUCCAUCCUAAAUUCAUUGACUCACGUAUGCGUUAAUACGUAUGAUCUGGCAUUGUUUCGGGCUGCCUUUCUAAUCGCUUUCUUUGGUUUUCUUCGAGUAGGGGAGUUCACGUCUCGAUCUAGACAUGAACCCGUUCCUUUAUCAGAAAAAGAUGUUAUUAUUCAAGGGAUGGGUAAUCAAGCAAAAUUGCGCAUUGUGAUUGCGAGGUCUAAAACAGAUCAAACUGGACGUGGAUGCUCGAUUUUAAUUCCACAGAAUGUUAUUUCGUAUUUAUGCCCACUUCGCGCUGUAAAUGAUUACCUCGCUCUGCGGAGCUCGGUCGGCUCUGCCUUUUUCCGUCACUUUGACUCGUCACCCCUAACGAGGCACCAAUUUGGCCAAGUUUUAAAGCGUGCCAUUAGUUUUUGCGGGCUACCCGUUGCUCAUUUCUCUUCCCAUUCUUUCCGUAUUGGGGCGGCAACUUCUGCAGCCAUGGCAGGUGUUCCCGAUGUUUGCAUUCAAAAUAUGGGGCGCUGGGCUUCCAACACACACAGAUUGUAUAUUCGACAACCUCUCCCCCCUUAAUUUAAGCAAUUUUGCCAGUAUGUUUAUCACCCUUCUAUGUUUAAUACCAGUUUGUGCACAAUUUAAUAUCGACCUAAUGUUUAUUUGUUUUUGUUUUUUGACAACCCCUAACGAGCAGUAAAUAUUAACCUUACUCUCUCUCUCUCUCGCUUGUUGCCAUGGUGACGCAAUAGUUAUCUUACCCGUUAAUAGUUCCAUGGGCGCAGGCAGAAUUGCUCGCCCACUGUUAGUAGAUUGUGGUCUUUGCUACACUUAUCGUGUUUAUGGUAACUAUGUACCCCCCCCCCCCCCUUUUUAGAAUGUACAAUUGGUGCCGCUGUUUCUUUCCUUUUCUCUCUUCCAUGUGCAGUUAUUUGGAGUCUCAACGUGGGUUGUGUCAGCAUUCCACGGAAUCGUAAGAGAGGAAGGGGACAAUUCACGUUUCGCUGACGCGGGCAGUCCCGCUCUAGUUGGGGGCGGGCCCUCACUACUCGGCACGUGGCCGGGUCCUAAAACUCAAUACAUCCGCGAACAGGAGAACACUUGAUUUCUUUGUCGCGGAGCGAAAUCACUAGAGUAACAGCUGUUUUACCUCCGUCGAGGACUCGCUGGCUCGGACGUCGCGAACAGUUGGAACUUUUUUAUGAGCAGAUGUUAUGACCUGAAUACCUUAUCCAGAACUCACACGUGGUUUCAUCAGAUCUCACGUCCUUACUACAAACUUCACUAUUUACUGACUAAGCCCCGCCCCCCCCCCCGCCUCUCCUUUAUCUUAGUGCACUAGACUCUUCGCAAGUGGACUGAAUGAGCAUGAAUCCUCCUAGAUGGUUUAAUUGUGCGUCCCUGUUCGUUUAAUGCACCCCCCCCCCCCUUUUCCCCGCUUCUUAGCGUGGACCUUGUAAAUACAGCAUGGUUUGAACUAUUGGCAUC
Messenger RNA from Lytechinus pictus (painted urchin), 2680 nucleotides. RefSeq lists its product as uncharacterized. The transcript has 2 exons. NCBI's taxonomy places the organism in Eukaryota, Metazoa, Echinodermata, Echinoidea, Temnopleuroida, Toxopneustidae. Gene Ontology annotation, biological process: DNA integration; DNA recombination. The record is from RefSeq and is a predicted model, not a curated record. Bases 617 to 1771 code for a protein of 384 amino acids. Gene Ontology annotation, molecular function: DNA binding.